Messenger RNA from Leptosomus discolor (cuckoo roller), 470 nucleotides. The record is from RefSeq and is a predicted model, not a curated record. Lineage: Eukaryota; Metazoa; Chordata; Aves; Leptosomiformes; Leptosomidae.
GUCUAAAACAUGCCUUCCCCACUUGAGAAAGAGCAGGAACCCCCAUAUCCUGAACCUUAGCCCACCUAUGAAUCUGAAUCCCAUGUGGUUCAAAAAUCAUUGUGCUUACACCAUUUCUAAAUAUGGGAUGUCCAUGUGUGUCUUGGGAAUGGCAGAAGAAUUUAGAGGACAAGUUGCUGUCAAUGCUUUAUGGCCUAAAACAGCCAUACAUACAGCUGCUAUGGAUAUGCUUGGAGGAUCUGGAAUAGAAAAACAGUGCAGGAAAACGGACAUCCUUGCAGAUGCUGCCUAUUGCAUUUUAACAAAACCAAAAAGUUUCACUGGAAACUUCAUUAUUGAUGAAGUCCUGCUGAGAGAAGAAGGUGUUAAGGAUUUUGAUGUCUAUGCAAUUGCACCAGGUCACCCCCUGAUGCCUGAUUUCUUUUUGGAUGUUGAAACUGACAUGACAGCUACAAAACAAGAAAGAUAUG